UCAUGAUGGUGCAAUGGACACCACAAAUGAUACAAUAUCUUUUCAUGGUGAUUGCAAAAAAACACACCUCCGAUCUUUUUCACACAGGACAUAACUUGAGCGCGAGUAAAAUCACAAAGGAAAUAGAUGUGGCUUUUCAGAAGAAAAGGGCCUUCUGGAUUUUCUUCAUCCUCCACUGCGGAGGAAGUUACCAAUGGGAUUGACGGCUCUGGUCUCACCGCCAUUGUUACAGGGGCAUCAAGUGGGAUUGGUUCCGAGACUGCUCGUGUUCUUGCUUUACGCGGUGUACAUGUCGUGAUGGGUAUUAGGAAUAUGGAUGCAGGCAAAAAAGUUAAAGAAAACAUAAUUAAGGAAAUUCCUAAAGCUAAAGUUGAUGCAAUGGAGUUAGAUCUGAGCUCAUUGGCAUCUGUUAGAAAAUUUGCAUCCGAGUUUGCUUCCUCAGGUCGUCCAUUGAACCUUUUGAUCCUCUUUGGUGUUAGUAAUAAUGCAGGUGUAAUGGCACCCCCUUUCAACCUGUCUAAAGACAACAUAGAGUUACAGUUUGCCACAAACCACUUGGGACAUUUUCUUUUAGCAAAUUUAUUGUUGGACACGAUGAAAAAAACAGCUCACAAGACAAAAAAGGAGGGGAGGAUCGUGAAUGUUUCCUCUGAAGCUCAUCGAGUUUCAUAUGAAGAAGGAAUUCGUUUCGACAAACUCAAUAAUCCAGAAGGAUACAGAAAAUGGGGUGCAUAUGGCCAAUCAAAACUUGCUAAUAUACUGCAUGCAAACGAGCUAGCAGCACGUUUGAAGAAAGAUGGAACAAACAUUACUGUAAAUUCACUUCAUCCUGGAGUAAUCACAACCAAUCUUUUCCGCCAUCUUGGAGCUUUUGAAGGUCUUGUGAACACAUUUGGUCAACUGCUGUUUAAAAAUGUUGAACAGGGAGCUUCAACCACAUGUUAUGUGUCAUUGCAUCCACAAGUGAAAGGGAUUAGUGGUGAAUACUUUUCAGACAACAACUUGGCUAAAGCAAGUGCACAAGCUGCAGACACAGAUUUGGCUAAGAGACUAUGGGACUUUAGUCUGGACUUGAUGAAAAGAUAAUGUUCCUUUUAACAACCUAAAUAUUUACAGUUCAAGAAAUUAAAAGUUGUUAUAAAACUAGAGAGAAAGAGAGAGAAUAGAGAAAAUGUAUUCUCUUAGGUACGAUUUUCAUUAUAACUGAAGGUCCUAUUUAUAGGAAACUUCUGAUGGCACAACUCGUAAUAAUACAAAUACAUCGAGGGCAAAAUAGUCAUUCACAUACAUUAUUUUAUUAUUUCAUAA
Molecule: messenger RNA, 1308 nt
Organism: Striga asiatica
Lineage: Eukaryota; Viridiplantae; Streptophyta; Magnoliopsida; Lamiales; Orobanchaceae
Source: the annotation of a GenBank genome assembly